GGACAAAUGAGUGCAGGUAACAGCAGCAGAGACAGCAACAAAAACAACAGCAAGAAGAAAGUCUUACUUCCGGUAGGUGGGGGGAACUGCGAGUAUGCCGACUCUGGCGACCAUGUUGAUGGCCUUGGCCGCUAUAACUCCACCGAGUCAUUGAGUAAUGAGAACGAGUCACCUGACGAUGAAAUUCUGACCGUACGCAUGCGCCACCCUCCCCACAAUGGUGCCCAGGGCCAUAAGAAUGUUACUGAGAAUGGUCAGCAGAACAGGCCAGAAUCCAGAUCACACCUAUUUGAACCGAUACCAAUGAGCGUCGGUAGAGACAACGGGAGGCCCGGGAGCCCAAAAGCACGGAGCCUACGCGCAAACAACUGCACCAGGCCGCCAGCUGUAAUGCAACCAAGAAUGGGUGCGGGAGAUGCUGCAACUGCCGAUUUCGUGAUGAGGCCGGGCGGAAAAACAGCAGUCUUCAGACCGACUCUUAACGCUAUACACUACAACGCCGAGGAACAGCAUUACCAGCUGGAGCUACUGGAGCAGCAUUUGGGGCGACAGUUCGAAGAUCAGUGGGCGCAAGAAAUGGAGCAGCAGUGGGAUCGGCAAAUGUACGAAAUGGAAACUUCGUCAGACCCCUUACUACAGCCGCAAUCACUACAAUCGGUGGCACCAACUCAACAGCCAGAGCGCUGCUAUCAUGUUAAGUCAGCUAGUCCCGCUAGUUGCAAACAGACCCAAAAAUCUCUUUCUUCGCGUCUUCGCUCAAAAGAGCGGCCGAAGCCACCAAACACAGCGCCAGCAACAACCACGCAAAGCACAUUGGAGGGCUUAGUUUCGUCCAGCAUGUCGCCUGCUGCUCGCUUGGCCGAAUCCAAAAUGGCGCCGACACGCACUCUACAAGCACGCAAGAAGCCUGUGGUGGCGGUGGUGCGGCCUACUACCUCCAGCGUGCACAGAGGACGCACCAUCACUGCGAGCUCAACAGGCGUGGCUGCAAGGAAACCGCUAAAUCGGACCCAAGGGGUCGCGACCGGAAGCCCCCAAAUAUCUAGUUACAAAAGAUGCUCCUUGACAAAGGAAGAACAGCCACAAACCAAAGCCCGCCAAACUAUACUCACUAAUCCGUCGAAUCGCAAGCAAUCCUUGCGCAGUGAGCAAUCACAGGAUAAUCAAGAACAGAAGCCGCCGUCCAUUUUAACAGCACCCGUCUCCGUUCACAUUAAUAUUAUGACUGACAACAAGUCCACCAAAGUCAAAGUAUCCAGCUCAAGGUUGCGGCCCAAUCUUAAAGGCGUCAAAGCCAAGGUGGACUCGCAUCUAUGCUCUAGUUAUCUUAAUGAGGACAGAAAAGAGAAACCCCAAGGGAAAAUUACUCAGAAAACUAUACGUAAGCCUGUAGAGCUAAAAACAAAGCCACGAACUUCCACAUGCGCCAAAGCAGUGGCUAUCCAUCCAAUCGAUGCCGCACGGAAGGAUUUGGAGCUCAUGAUGAGGCGCAUCGAACAGUCCACGGAUUUGCCACCGCCAGCCAGACGGCACAAAUCGGCAGCCCCCAUGCGUUUGCUCCCUAGUUCCGAUCACACACGCAGCCGGCAACGCCACUCAUCAGCUACUCCACGCACUGUCAAUCUAGACCCUGCACUCACUACGGCCUUAGGGAUGAAUCUCCGUACACAUUCGGCCACCAGCACUCCCCGUGCAAUCCGUACGUCCAAGAAAUUGACGCCAGCGCAGCAACCACUGUCUGGCAAUCAGCGAAAGAGCGCGCGAAAACAAUUGUCACAUCCGCCUCCAGCUCCUGCAGUCACUCCCACACUCUCGGCACGCAUCUCGAAGCAGCUGCAGGAGACGCUGACGGAUCCCUAUGAACACAUGCCUAUCUAUGACGUACGCACACGUCAAAUUAUUACCCUGGCCGAGGCCCAUGAGGGUAAUGAGGUAAGGGAGGGCAGAGGAAGGAGGCGCAAGACAUGCAGGGGCACAAUUGCGAUGGAACAGCAACAAUUGGCCAAGCCUCGCCCAGCAAUGGAGAAACUGAUGGAGGUGCCGUUGGCCUACAACCCGGAGACGCUAGCACCAGCCCAGCGCCAGGCACUCAUAGAUUUGCUGACACGGGCCGAGCAACGCGACCGGAGUAUUAUCGACAUAUUGACCAGCAGUGCCAAUCCAUCAACGGAUACCAUGCGCAUGAUGCUGCAAACACUCCCAAUGGCUCUUUCGCCAGGUGAGUCACCAUACAGCGAACAAUUCUGGGCCGGACAUCGGUACCUAAAGGAGCGACAGCAGUUGCACCAGAAACUUGAGCCUGACGAUAUGCGUUACAAAGAAGUGAAAAUAUUGCACGGUCAAAAUGGUAAAAUCUUUUUAUCCAAAACUCUCGAGGACGAGCUCAAGGAUGAACAAAUGGUGCUAGAAUUUAUGGAAGAUGAGCUACAACAUCAACGUGAGCAAUUAUUGAAACAGAAGCUCGAGCAGUUAAAGCAGCACCCAACGCCACCGAAGCCGGGACCAAAUCAGGGCCUUGUGGAGCAGGCGAUGCGAGAACGAGCCGAAAUGGAAAUUCAGAAACAGCAAGUUCGUGAGUGGCGUGAGCAACGACGACAUGAUGAUCUGGAGCAGCGCACGCUUGAAUGUCAGGAGAAUGCGUUGUUACAGGAGCAAGAGGUGGACGAACAACAAGGGUCUGAAAUUCAGGAGCAAAAACAACGUGCAGCCCAGAAGCAGGAAGAACGUAAAACUCGGGAGCAGGAAGAACGUAAAAAUCGGGAGGUGGAAGAAUGGAAAGCUCAAAAACAGGAGAAACGAGAGCUGGAGGAACGUGAAGCUCAUGAGCUGGAGAAAUGUAAAGUUCGGGAGCUAGAGAAACAUGACCAUUUUACCCGUACAAAUACAGGUCGCGAACGGUCCGUGGCACAUUCAUUUCGGAAAGAUGAGAACUCAAAAAUUACAACUGAAAUUAAAUAUCGUAUCCAGACAAAACAUGCGAUAAAUCAUUUCAACAAAGACAAUGUUGUUCAAAAUCAUGAUGAGCAGGGCGUCGAAAGCAAAACUGAGGACGACGAUGAAGAACUAACACCACGUGCGGAUCCCAUAUGCAAGGACUUGUCGCAGCACCCGGAAAAGCGCCAGAACCAGCCCAAUGACUAUCACCGACUUGACUACUAUCCAGUUGGUGACACGGCUGUGGCAAACACUUUUAAAGUGCAACUGGAAAAGGUGCAGCAAAGCCGCGACAAAUUUCAGACUCAAUGCCAACAAAGUCUUUUCUACAAUAAUGCCAAUUGUCCAAUGCCAUGGCAGCUCUUUUCUAAUGUUGCCAGCAAUCUCUCGGAUGAAUUAGUUGAGGAUGUGGACUGUGAAUUUAAUCGCAGCAUUGCCAACUAUGUCCAGCAUUUUCUAGAGCGGGAAUCACGCAUGUGAGGUCAAGCAACAACAAACCAUUACCUUACUGUAACAUUAUCUAACUCAAAAUUUAAGUGGAUGCUUCAACCAAGCUCAAGAAAUCUUUUUUAAAGGUGCAAACUAAUCAUUCUGUCCUCAUCCUCCUUCCCUACCCAGCUGUGGCUGUAAAUCUGUACCGGAUCGUUCUCGUUUUUUGUCUAUAUACUAUAUAAAAUACUAAGAGAUACGAAACACAUCCUCAGACAUACGUAUACGAGAAACACAAUUUUAACGAAAGAUCUGAAAAAAGCUCUUGAAAAUUUGCAGUCUAAGGACUAAAUUUAAAGUUGUAUAUGCACACUCUUUACUCUCAUAUGUAUGUACCUAUAUAUAUAUAUAUAUAGAAAUACUUAUGCAUAUGUAAAAAUACAUAUGUACUUCCUUAAUUUUAAUUCAGAGCCAGAGCACUGCACUGAAAUUUUUGGUAGUAGCCUAAAACUAUACUACACUUUUUAACUUACCAAAAUAUUACAUUGCUCAUCCAAAUUUCUACAAUUCAUAUUUUCAAAACCAGAUGCAAAAUUUAUUUUCUGAGUCGGAUCUUUGUUAAAGGCAUAUAAAUAAAUAUAAAUUCAUUUUA
Molecule: messenger RNA, 4015 nt
Organism: Scaptodrosophila lebanonensis
Lineage: Eukaryota; Metazoa; Arthropoda; Insecta; Diptera; Drosophilidae
Product: inner centromere protein
Exons: 3
Coding region: 7-3414 (1135 amino acids)
Source: RefSeq, a predicted model, not a curated record